Messenger RNA from Procambarus clarkii (red swamp crayfish), 2103 nucleotides. The record is from RefSeq and is a predicted model, not a curated record. NCBI's taxonomy places the organism in Eukaryota, Metazoa, Arthropoda, Malacostraca, Decapoda, Cambaridae.
AUGCCUUCAGAUACAAACCAAAAAUUCAUCCAUGACUUUGGACGCAACACAUGUCAGACCAAUUCUGGAAUAUGCAGUGCCAACAUGGAGUUAUACUGUCAAACUUCGAACGAAGCAGGAGAAAAUCCAAAGGUCUUCCACGAGACUAGUCCAGAUAUAGAUGGUUUAGAAUAUAGUUUUGUCAUCCAGAUGACAUUAGAGAUAACAGCCAAGUUAGCAUUGAACAAGGAUGAAGCUGGACGAGAUCUAGGUCGACACCCCUCAUCUCUGUUAACACUAUAUUGCCCCCAAUCAGUCAAGCCUGAAAGGAGGAAAAAUAUAACAGACAAGCACUCCACACCGUGUUCCACCGUCACAGACAAGCACUCCACACCAUGUUCCACCCUCACAGACAAGCACUCCACACCGUGUUCCACCCUCACAGACAAGCACACCAGACCGUGUUCCACCCACACAGACAAGCACUCCACACCGUGUUCCACCCUCACAGACAAGCACACCACACCGUGUUCCACCCUCACAGACAAGCACACCACACCGUGUUCCACCCACACAGACAAGCACUCCACACCGUGUUCCACCCUCACAGACAAGCACUCCACACCGUGUUCCACCCUCACAGACAAGCACUCCACACCGUGUUCCACCCUCACAGACAAGCACUCCACACCGUGUUCCACCGUCACAGACAAGCACUCCACACCAUGUUCCACCCUCACAGACAAGCACUCCACACCGUGUUCCACCCUCACAGACAAGCACUCCACACCGUGUUCCACCGUCACAGACAAGCACUCCACACCGUGUUCCACCCUCACAGACAAGCACUCCACACCGUGUUCCACCCUCACAGACAAGCACACCACACCGUGUUCCACCCUCACAGACAAGCACUCCACACCGUGUUCCACCCUCACAGACAAGCACUCCACACCGUGUUCCACCGUCACAGACAAGCACUCCACACCGUGUUCCACCCUCACAGACAAGCACACCACACCGUGUUCCACCCUCACAGACAAGCACUCCACACCGUGUUCCACCCUCACAGACAAGCACUCCACACCAUGUUCCACCCUCACAGAAAAGCACUCCACACCAUGUUCCACCCUCACAGACAAGCACUCCACACCGUGUUCCACCGUCACAGACAAGCACUCCACACCGUGUUCCACCCUCACAGACAAGCACUCCACACCAUGUUCCACCGUCACAGACAAGCACUCCACACCAUGUUCCACCCUCACAGACAAGCACUCCACACCGUGUUCCACCGUCACAGACAAGCACUCCACACCAUGUUCCACCGUCACAGACAAGCACUCCACACCAUGUUCCACCGUCACAGACAAGCACACCACACCGUGUUCCACCCUCACAGACAAGCACACCACACCAUGUUCCACCGUCACAGACAAGCACUCCACACCGUGUUCCACCCUCACAGACAAGCACUCCACACCGUGUUCCACCCUCACAGACAAGCACUCCACACCAUGUUCCACCGUCACAGACAAGCACUCCACACCAUGUUCCACCCUCACAGACAAGCACUCCACACCGUGUUCCACCCUCACAGACAAGCACACACCACACCGUGUUCCACCCUCACAGACAAGCACUCCACACCGUGUUCCACCCUCACAGACAAACACUCCACACCGUGUUCCACCCUCACAGACAAGCACUCCACACCAUGUUCCACCCUCACAGACAAGCACUCCACACCGUGUUCCACCCUCACAGACAAACACUCCACACCGUGUUCCACCCUCACAGACAAGCACUCCACACCAUGUUCCACCCUCACAGACAAGCACUCCACACCGUGUUCCACCCUCACAGACAAACACUCCACACCAUGUUCCACCCUCACAGACAAGCACACCACACCAUGUUCCACCCUCACAGACAAGCACUCCACACCGUGUUCCACCCUCACAGACAAGCACUCCACACCGUGUUCCACCGUCACAGACAAGCACUCCACACCACCAACCAACCACCAUCACACACAAGAGCACUACGCUUCUCCCAUUCGACACCAACAACCCCCCAACGAAACUAACCAAGACCGGAACAUCGCCAUGUGAUCCGCAGUAG